AGAACGUUGUUGAGUGUCCGAGUGUAUGUCCGUGUCCAUGGAUGCGUUGGUCUGGUCCCAUCAUGCUGGAGCGCUGGCAGACAGGCAGGCAGACAGGCAGACAGGCAGGCAUUUACGCAUCAAGGGCAUUGUGCACGCCUCCCUUACAUACCCACUUUGCUUGCAGCCAGCCACUCUUCGCCCCACGCCACGCCACACAAUCCAUACGGACAGACAUACAUUCACGGCACGCCAAACAACAAAAAUUGGGUACACAGAGAGACAGGGAGUGAAUGAGACAGAGAGAGGGAGAGGAGACCAGGACCGGUACACAGACAGACAGACAGACAGACAGGGGGAUUAAUUGGCCGCAGCUCGCUUCGUGUCGCCUCGCCUUGAAAGUAUAUCAUCUUCUCUGCCCCACUAGACUCGUCCAUUCAUCCAUCCGUCACGAGCCGGCAGGUUGCACGAUCGUCACUCACUCCGUCCACACCCUCAGUUACCCACAUCAAUCAAUACACACAUACAGCAAGCCAAGCAGCCAGCAAGACAGCAAGACAGCAAGACAGGACGAGGGCAACCCGAUGAAUGACUUCCUUCGAAGGGCAGGCAGGCAAGAGAUAAGAAAACGGUGUAAAAAAGAGCAGCACCGCCCCGCCAGCCAGCCAGCCAAGCCCACAGGCCACCCAGCAAAACAGAAAACAGACAGGCAGACACCCAGGCCAUCAUCGCUCACACCACGCAGGCACGUGACGCCAAGCCAAGCCAUCCACCGUGCGUGUCUGUGAGGCUAUCGUCCGCCGGGAGGCCGUGGCCCGGCCUCCAUCUUGACCUCAUCCGACGGCACCAGAUGCAGCAGGUCAUCUACACAACCAACCAACCACAGGAAACGAGAAUGGAUCUCGCUGGCUGGCGAGGUGAGGAUGAAUGGCGCGUGUGUCCGUCCUUUCUGCUGUACUGAUUACUCUGUCUCGACAGCACGAUAGACAGUUCAGGCAGGCAGCGUCAAUCAGGCAGGGGGCUGCGUGAGGGGCGCGGUGGUACCUUCGGUCGAUGACAACCCAGACGACGACACACCAGACGCACCCUACACCACAUACACACCAGACGAACGAACACCAUGCACAGACAUUCUGAAAUAUAAGCUUUGCAUCCCUGCCUCCCUCACCGUUGGGAAGUUCAUGCCUCCAGGUGGCGUGUCGUCAUCCUUGGCCGCGACCCCCUGCGCCUGCCCCAAGAGGUUCAUCGGCCCCGUGGACCCGCUCCCACUCGCAGGUGACAGAUUGAGCAGGUUGCCGCUGCCCCCACCGCCAGGCGGGCUGUUGGACCGGCCACUGAUGUCCCCCAUCCCCAGGCCGUUCAUGCCGGGGUCCGACCCGCCCCCGCUGCUCGACGACAUGCCCCCAAUGGUCCGCAGGUUCAUGUCCUGCACUCCCGGGGGGCUCAUCAUCUGCUGCUGGUGCUGCUGCUGCUGCUGGGUGCCACCGCCCACCGUCAUGGACAUGGAGGCGAACAGGUCCUCCAGCUGCUGGCCUCCGGCUCCUUUCUGCUGCGGGGAGGCGGCGGACGACGGCGCGCACGACAUGUAUGGCGUCAUGGGGGCGGACAUGCCCUGGGGGCCGAGGGUCUGGGGCGACCCGCUGCCAGUGGGGGAGGGCUGGUGGCUGUGGGGCUGCCACGGCACGGCGCCGCCACUCAUCGAGGGGUUCUGUAGACUCAUCGCCCGCUGCUGCUGAUGCUGCUGCUGCUGGCCGCCAGCAGGAAACGACAAUCCGCCCUGACAGAGAGAGAUAGACGAGACGUACAAUGAAUGCAUUCAUCGAUCGGUUUGUGUGCAUUGCAUUGUGGGUGUUGGUACUGUGGCCUGCACUGCACUGCACACCAUGUUGGGCACACCCCCGGCGUUUGGCUGUAUGUGUGCGUAUCCCGGUGCGUUGGGGGGCUGCAUGACGUUGAUGUUCAUGUUGGGGAAACCCAUGCUCAUGUUCAUGUGCAUCGCUGGCAUGCUCCCUGCACACACAUCAUCACACAUACACACAUACACUCAGCGUGCAUGUCAGUGAGUGAGCCUGUGGGCGUCUGAGGAUCCCAUCCCCCUAAGGACAGACCUGGUGUCUGCAUGCCUGCACCCAUUCCGCCGCCCGGGUGCUGCAUGGUGAACUGGCUGCUCGGCGGGGCGGGGAGCGCCGGCACCGGCGCCACACCCGACACACCACUACCAAAAUUCUUAGACACUGGACACAGACAGACAGACAUAGAGAGGGAGGGGAGAACAAUCCAUCCAUCCGUCCAGGUGCGUGUCAUUCAUCAGUGCCUCCCUCAGUCUCACGUACGUGUGCAUUGGUUGGGGUCGAAUGACCCCAUGGCGUCCGGGAGGGGCGUCACGUCGAAUGGCUCCUUGAAGUCCACCGGGGCCGGCGGCUGCUCGUCCAGACCUAACAGGUCACCAGACGGACCGAGGGGCUUCUUGCCACCAACUGAUUUCAUUGAUUUGAUGAAAAAGGGAACGAACAGAGGUUGCUGUGGCCUGUGUGUCUUGGUGUGUCUUGAUGCAUCUAUGUGUGUGUGUGUACCUUCUUCGGUAUCGAAAUCGAUGAGUGAGGUCUCUUGCGCAGCCUUGGCUCCGUGUCUGCGACUGCGGCCGCUAUGAGAGCCCGUGCUGCUCUCAUCGUCAUGCUGACGCCACACACCACACACCACACACCACACACAAAGAGGGACCAAAUGCAAACAUUCCUGCGCCCAUGUCUGAUAGGUGCCCCAUCUGUUCCUUCCCCCGGCUACUUACGUCUCUGUCGCUUCUGUUCCUCUCGCUCAUGUCGCCCUCCCUCUCCCGAUCUCUGUCCCGAUCGCGGUCCCUGUCCCUUCUGCGUGACGCCCUCCGCCUCUCCCGCCGCUCAAUCUCACCCUCGGCCUCCUCACGCUCACGCGCACGCCUCUCGCGCUCCUCGCGCUCCUUGCGACGACGCUCCUUCAUCUUCUGAACCUGCGGGCGGACACGUUGCGACCAGGGGCGAUGCCAUCGAUGGAUGUGUUUGUUGUGUGAGGACUCGUGGAUGCCGACCCGUUUUAGGGUUGACGGCAGUCUGACGGCGUCGGCGGGUAUCUUUUUCUUCUCCUCGUGCUGGCCGUCGAGCAGCCAGUCGAGAGCCGCCUGCGUGUCGUUGUUGUGCAUCCGUAACGCCUUGCGAGCCGGACCCUCGUCGAAUCCCUGCAAACGACGUGCACUGUGAACGUGGUUCUGGGGUGUGGUGUGGCGUGGUGUGGUGUGUGUUGGGUGGGGUGGGGUGGAUUACUUGCGCGAGGAGGGCUGAGAGCGAGAGGGCAUCCACUGGCACCGACGAGUCAGCCACAUCAGCAAACGCACCAUCCUGCAGAGGAAUGGGACACAUACACCCACACGCAUGGCCGGCUAUUCAUCUAUCGCACACGUGUGCCGUCUGUCCUCCUGUCCGUCUGUCUGUCUGUGGUGACCUUUUCCCAUUUCUCGAGUAUCUUCAUUGUUGCAUCUCCGUCGUCCUCGCCGCCCUCCUGAAGCUCCAACUCAACCUAUCAACCAGCCACACCAUACACCGACCGACAAACGAAACAUGUUGUCUUGCCUUGUGUGCCGCGUUCCUUUCCCACCCAUCCCACCCACCUGUGGCUCGAGCUGCUGUGGUGUCAUCUCGAUCAUCGGACGGAACUCCAUGCGGGCUGAACCCAAGCAGACAGAGGUGACACGAAUGAGCCAUUCUCAUACAGUGUGUGGUUGCUUCAUUGCUUGCCUGGCAGCACGUGGUUGACGGCAUGGGCAGAGGCGGCGAAGAACUCAUACUGAAGAUACUGCACUCGACGCACACACACAUGACAUCACACGCACCAAGACAUUCACGUGGUUGGGUGCACUGCACCAGACGUGACGUACCUUGAGUGUCUGAAGUGUGGAGUCGUAGAUAUCGCCCUUGUACUCGUCCAAGAUGUGCAGCCACUCAAACACCUGCACGCACCCAACACGCACACAGUCUUGUCCAGCUGAAGGCGCACGAAAGCAGCUGCCAUCCCCAUACCUGUCUGUCAAUCUCUGUGAAUGCGAGGCGUGCCGACUCGAGGUUUGACUCGGCCUGCAGGUACCGCUUGUCCUGCCGACGCAAAUUCUUGUUGGACGACACCUGCUGGAAACUCUUCCUGAACACACAAGAGGGAGAGAAGGAAACGGCCAUGGGAGUCACAACCUGUGUGUGGGGGGCGUGCUGUUGUAUGUGGUUACUUUGCGGCCUGCAGCUCGAGCAGCUUCCGCUUGCGAUUCUCAAGCUGAAUCUGCACACACACACAGAGGCACGUCAACAAGUGCCAUGUGAUGUGAUGGUGCUCCCCUCCCUCGCUCCUCGACUGACUGACCUUGAGGUUUUUGUUGUUGGCCAGGUGUUGCUUCAGCGGCCCCGUCACGUUAAAAUCCAAAUCGCGACGCUAACACACACACACACACACACACACACACAGGCACAGAGCAGGCAGCAGGGAAGGAGAGAGAGAGCGAGAUACAGCAAUGCCGUGCGCUCGUCGGCCAUGCCCACCAGUUUGGCCACAGCCGAGUGCGGCGCAUCCGCACGAGUGAUGGCAUUCGUCGCCUGCACCCAGCCAGACACACAGGCCACACAGAGGCAGAAGCACCGAUGAACCACUCCAAGUGCCCCCAGUUGCUUGCUCCUUAAUGACCUCUCUGAAUUUGCAGCUGUCCGCCGAUAUGAGUUCGUCGGUGCCCUUGGUGAAUCCGGUGACGAGUGCGUCCGAGAGGUGCAUGAGCCCGCCGCAGACGGCCUCGAUGCCCAGCAUGAACUUGUCCACGCCAUUAAACACCUCCUGCAAAGUGUGGUCGUACUUGAGAAACUCACGCACGAUCCCUAGUCGGUCGCAGGCAAACGAAACAAGCCGAGGAGCACCAACGGCAUACACACGCACAAUGAACGAAAGUGUCCUGUUUCUGUUGCUCGUGUGGGUGCGUCUUGCCGACCUUCGAACACCGGGUCCUCCAGCACGCCGUGGGUCAGCUGCACACACACACACAGAGGCCCCAGGCGCCAAAUAAGGCCCUGAUUCUCUGUGCGUGCGUAUGUGGUCACCUUUUCAAGCCAGACGUUGAUUUCAGUGGAGACUGAGUUCCACGUGUCCUCCAUGGCCGCCUGUGCCGCUGUUGUCAUCGGGCGCACCAAGGACCAAACCGCUCUCCAGACAAGGGAAGAGGGCUACACAGAGGCCACCCCCGUUGCGCCCACAAGGC
Messenger RNA from Vitrella brassicaformis, 5239 nucleotides. The record is from the annotation of a GenBank genome assembly. NCBI's taxonomy places the organism in Eukaryota, Vitrellaceae.